UCUCUCUCAUCCAACACAAACACACUUUCUCUCUCCUCAACUAAACUAAACUAAACUCACAGAAGCUAGCUCCGGUGGACAUUCUUAAUUCUCCGGCACACAUCUCUGAGGCAUUUCUGUAAGAUAACUUGCAAGGUAAGCUCACAACUUCAAGCACUGUUCAUUCUUUUCGGCAUUGGAUUUGCCCAUGCCAUUUCGGAUGAUGGAGCAAAGGGAUGCUGGGAAGACCUCUGGUUUGUUUAAGGGCAAACAGACCCUUUCUGAGAAUUGGCAGGGAAAGACCGAUUGCCGAGAGCUUAAAACUCUGCCUGAUAAGCAUGUUAUUUUAUCAAGAGAGGAUGUUCAACUUCACCAAUAUGGUAAUCCUGCAUUAUCGGACAAAGUAGAACCCCUGGUAGAGACUAAAGAAAAUGAGGCACAGAGUAUCAGAAAUCUCCUUCCUGACGAGGAUGAUCUUUUUUCUGGAAUAAUGGAUCAGCUGAGACUUAGUACUCUUUCAGAUGGUAUUGAAGAUGAAGAAGAUCUGUUUCAAAGUGGGGGCGGCAUGGAAUUAGAAUCAGAUAAUUGCUUAAACUCUCAUCAACACAACAGCAAUUAUACUACUGGAGUUCUAAAUGUUGGAACUAAUUCUAACAGUUUAAUUGCCCCAAGACACUCUUAUGAAGAACAAUCUUCUAGAAGACUUCUUGUGAUGAACUUCGGUACCAGUACUGAAGAUUCUGAGUUGAGGUCUCUUCUUGAGAAAUAUGGUGAAAUUCAUUCUCUGUACACAAGCUGUAAACACCUAGGCUACAUCAUCGUAUCUUAUUAUGAUAUCAGAGCAGCUCGGAGCGCAAGGAACUCACUACACAAUAAACCAUGGAGACCUAUGAAUCUUGAUGCACAUUACUUGAUAGCAAAGGAUGAUCCUUUGGGGACAGAUAUUCACUCGGGCACCGUUCUUGUAUCUAAUAUUGAUUCCUUGGUGUCAGAAGAUUAUAUUCGCCAGAUAUUUCGCAGCUUUGGAGAGAUCAAGGAACAGAUUGGAGAAGCACAUCAGUGUAACAAAUAUAUUGAAUAUUAUGAUAUUCGAUCGGCGGAAGCUGCUUAUCGCACAUUAAAUUGUAGCAAUAUUGCAGGGAAGCAGAUCAAGCUUGAACUAGGCCCUGAUAGACAACAUUCAAUGCAACAGUUUCUUCCCCCAAUGGCAAUAGAUGAACGUAGUCAUCGUGGAAGCUUGGAUGGCUAUUCAUCGAUAGAUCUACUAGCUUUUACAGGGACAGUUUCUCAUUCCUUGAUGACACCUGGCUGCUUUAAUGGAGGGUCUGUUGGUAGAUUACAUUCAAAAAGUGAGAUGACUAUUGAUGCUUUUAAUGACAAUGCAUUCUCUGAAGGUAGUUUUAGUGUUCCAGACAGCUUUCCAGUGAGACUGGGGUCUGGUCAUGAUCGAUUUAUGCUUCAUGAGCCACGAGAUGAGUCAUGCCCUCCCAGUAAUCAUCUUCACUCCCUCCCAGAGUAUCACAAUGGUUCUGCUCAUGUGAUCUCACACAAUCCUUUUGGCACUGUUGGGGACUUGUCCGUAGAUGCUAAUCCUAGAAUAUUAGAAGGCAUGAAUGACAGAAACAUAUACAUUAAUGACCCCAAAGGCCAGCAAGCGAAUCAUCAUGCUGGAGUUUUUGGCUCUUUUCGGACUACUGGCUGCACAAUUCCUGAAGAUCGCUAUGUAAAGAGCAAUUCCAAUAUAUUUCAGCAUUUUUCAUCAAGCUCCUUGGGUUGGCCUAAUUCUUUGCCACUUGCCGGUGGCAGUCAUGCUCAUGGCAAUCCAAAUCUACCUGAAUUUUCUGGAUUAUCAUCUCACGGGCUCAACACAGUUUCAUAUUCACAUGACAUGACACAGGCCUCUAAUCCGUCCCAUUGGAACAGAGGGCAUGCCUACAUGGAGUCUAUCGGAAGGCCUGGGUUUCAAAAUAAAGCGCCUGACUUCUCUCCUCAUAACUGCGUGCAUGAUGUAAAUCAUAUUGGCAAGUAUAUAAACUCAGCAGCGAGCCCUCCUCAACGUUUGUCCGAUUUUACUUCUGGAGUGAAUUUAGUUGCUUCAGCACCAACCUCGUUUUGUUCCCCAAAAGAACGCACGAGAAACCUAUCGAACUGCAGAAGUGAAGCCGACUCAUCUCAUUCUGAUAAGAUGAAGUAUGAACUUGAUAUUGAUCGCGUGAUGCGUGGAGAAGAAACCCGCACAACGUUGAUGAUUAAGAACAUUCCAAACAAGUAUACUUCAAAAAUGCUCCUGGCAACAAUUGAUGAACAGCAUCGAGGAACUUAUGACUUCAUAUAUCUGCCGAUUGAUUUCAAGAAUAAGUGCAAUAUGGGAUAUGCAUUCAUCAACAUGAUCGACACAACUCAAAUUGUACCAUUUUAUAAGACAUUCAAUGGCAAAAAGUGGGAGAAGUUCAACAGUGGAAAAGUAGCUUCUAUAACAUAUGCAAGGAUUCAGGGGAAAGCUGCUUUAAUUGCCCAUUUCCAGAACUCAAGCUUGAUGAAUGAGGACAAAAGGUGUCGCCCAAUUCUUUUUUGUACUGAAGGUCCAAAUGCAGGUGACCAGGAGCCAUUUCCUCUGGGAACUAGUUUUCGAUCAAGGUCCAGUAAACCUCGAAGCAUUCCGAACGUGGAAAAGCAUAAUCAAGCAAGUUCGUCGGGUUCUGCAAGAGAUGCUAUAUCCGGGGGGACAAGCUCGAUGCCGCGUUCAGUGAAGGACUCAUUUUGAUUAACCUACUAAAUCGAUGCAUUAACUUUGCGAAUCAGGCAGAUCUCACCUUCUGUUCUGUACAUCAUUGGUGGCCUGAAUCCGUUUUUCUUGUAGAGAUUAUCUAAACAAUUUUGUGAACUGAGGCUAGCUCAACCUGAGUAGCAAUUUCCGGUUUUCAGACAGUUGUUAUGUAAACUUAUUGACCAGCUAAUUUAACUGGUUUAUUAUGGAGCUCAAAAUUUUGGAACC
This is a messenger RNA of Daucus carota subsp. sativus, 2974 nucleotides long. RefSeq names its product protein MEI2-like 4. Gene Ontology annotation, biological process: positive regulation of meiotic nuclear division. Bases 188 to 2743 code for a protein of 851 amino acids. Lineage: Eukaryota; Viridiplantae; Streptophyta; Magnoliopsida; Apiales; Apiaceae. Gene Ontology annotation, molecular function: RNA binding. The transcript is spliced from 15 exons. The record is from RefSeq and is a predicted model, not a curated record.